Theileria equi strain WA is the source of this 2193-nucleotide messenger RNA. Its product is annotated as ATPase, AAA family domain containing protein. Lineage: Eukaryota; Apicomplexa; Aconoidasida; Piroplasmida; Theileriidae. Gene Ontology annotation, molecular function: preribosome binding; RNA binding; ATP hydrolysis activity. Bases 1 to 2193 code for a protein of 730 amino acids. Gene Ontology annotation, biological process: ribosome biogenesis. The record is from RefSeq and is a predicted model, not a curated record. Gene Ontology annotation, cellular component: nucleus. The transcript has 6 exons.
AUGCCAGAGAAUGUUCUAACAUAUCGCCUUAAAUCACUUCUGGAAAGAAAAAAUCUGCGUUGGCCUCCAGAAUCGGUAUCUAAAUUUGAUAUUAAAUGUGUAAGAACAGAUUCUAAGGGAACAUUUGCCAGCAUUGGUAUAACAGACCUAGCCUCGGAAUUACAAAGCUUCUUCGAUGAUUAUCGCAGACAGAAGAUUUUGGUGUUAAAAAAUAAUAUUAUUUCAAUCCUAAAUGAACUUAGGUCUACAACUUCUUCCAAAAAAAGAAGACCCAGCUUCUAUGAAGAGGAACAAACAGAUUCAUUCAUUUCUGUAGAUGAUUCACCUGAAAUAAACAUGGAGAAUCAUGUACGUUCCAAUACGCUAAAUAGCAGAAUACGCCAAGUGUAUAAAUCAAAUGUCAACGUAGAUAACUCAAAAAUCGAUUCACCUAAACGUAAAAUCCAGCUGGAUAAUAGAGAUAGUUCAUAUGAGGGUACUAUCUCAGACACCUUUACCUAUACUCCGGAACUGAAUAUCGCAACACGGUUAUCAGAUGUUGGUGGAAUAGAAAAUAUAAAAGCAGAAAUAGAAGAUUUAGUCAUCCGCCCAUUAAAAUAUUCAUUUCUAUAUGAACACCUUGGAGUUCAACCUACAAAAGGAAUCUUAUUAUAUGGUCCUCCUGGCUCGGGUAAAUCUAAGCUUGCAGAAGCCAUAGCAGGUGAAGUAGGUUGCCCUUUUUUCCGUAUAGCUUCUACCGAAAUAGUUACUGGAACUUCUGGAGAAUCGGAGAGUAGAAUACGCCUAUUAUUUGAUCAUGCUAAGAGGGUAGCUCCCAGCAUUAUAUUCUUGGAUGAACUUGAUGCCAUUACUCCAAAUCGCGAGAAUGCUACAAAAGGAAUGGAUUUAAGAAUCGUAUCCCAACUGGGAAUAUCGAUGGACAGCCUGACAGGUCAUUUUGUUGUAGUGAUUGGAGCGACUAAUCGCCAGGAGUUCGUCGAUCCGAUGAUAAGAAGAAAUGGACGAUUUGACCGAGAAAUACCAAUGGGAAUUCCAAAUCUGGAAUCAAGGAUUAGUAUUUUGAAGGCUUUAUCAUCAACUGCAUGUCUCGCAGAUGAUAUAAAUUUCGAAGAUAUUGCACAUAUGACUCCAGGAUAUGUCGGAGCUGAUUUACAGGCUGUUAUUAGAGAAGCCGCGAUGAUCUCUAUUUCACAACUUUUUGCCACUAAACAAGAAAUUGGACCUGAUUUUGACAAAGACUCUCUUAGAAUAACUCAAGAUGAUUUUUUAAGUGCUAUAGCUAAAGUACAGCCAAGUGCUAAGCGUGAGGGAUUUACAACAAUACCAGACAUAACAUGGGACAAUAUUGGUGCUCUAGCGGGUCUAAGGAAGGAGUUGGAACAACACAUCGUAUUUCCCAUCAAAUUUAGAAAUUUGUAUAAAACUUUUGGUGUGGGCGAUUCGGCUGGUAUUUUAUUAUAUGGCCCGCCUGGAUGUGGAAAAACACUGCUGGCCAAGGCAAUAUCAAAUGAAUGCAACGCAAAUUUUAUCUCUGUGAAAGGACCUGAACUACUGAAUAUGUACGUAGGAGAAAGUGAACGUGCUAUCCGUUUAAUAUUCCAGCGGGCAGCCAUAAGCGCUCCAUGUGUUAUUUUUUUCGAUGAAGUUGAUUCUAUUUGCUCAAAAAGAAAUAACGAUAGUGCAAAGGUUUAUGAACUGGUUGUAAAUCAACUUUUGACAGAGAUGGAUGGGAUUAAAAAUAGGGAAUAUGUAUAUAUUGUUGCUGCUACAAAUCGUCCGGAUAUGAUUGAUUCAGCUAUGCUGAGACCUGGUAGAUUUGAAAAGUUAAUGUAUGUUCCCUUGCCAAAUUAUGAAGGUCGUAUUGACAUUUUGAAGAAAAUAACGUCGAAAGUACCCAUGGAAAAAGAUAUAGAUUUGAGUAUAUUAGCUCAAAAAACUGAAGGGUAUAGUGGAGCAGAUUUAGCAUAUCUGGCACGGGAAGCUGGAAUAUCCGCUAUUGAAGAAAUAAAAUCUAAGGUUACAGGAGAAAAUUGGGAUUCUACAAAGAUGUUUCACAAAAUCGCGCUACCAGAAAAUGCGAAGCUGAACAUGAAGCACUUUAGUGUCGCCCUAACAAAAACAAUACCAUCGGUAAAACAACACCAGUUAGAUUUCUACGAAAAUUUCAGGAAAAAACAUCACCAAUGUAAAUAA